GAGAGAGAAAAAAAAAAAACAAGAAACAAAUGAAAAAAACGUUUGCGGUGUUCGUUAUUAGUUAUCUAGUUAUCUUAGUUAUUACCUAAGGUUAUUACGGAUUUCAAUGCAUUUCAAUUUUGCCGGUAUAUAGUGCCUUGAUUUUGCCAAUGGUCAGUGCCCGCCAGAAUUAAUGGCGGAAUUUUGACACAUUGUUCCUCAUGAAUUGUCAAGUGACCCCAUUUUAAUCUUGCUUUCAUUUUAUUUCUUUUCCUGUGGAGUGUGUCGGUAGCCCAAUGGUAGCCCCACUUGCAUGGUGGGGAUUGCUGCGUUAAGAAGCGCAACAAUGAGCAUUCAGGCACUUUUACCUGAAAUUCAGCUUUCCAAAAGCAGAAUGAAAAGAUGGAUUGAGAUGCUGAGUCCGCACCUGCGCUGAGUGAUGGCUGGUCCGAUCCCAGCUGCGGCCUUCUACGGUCGCCGGUCGGCCGCGGCGCCGGCGCCCGCUCAGCCGGGGCGCCCGGCGCACACCCUGUGCCGGCCGCCGCGGCCCUCGCUGCUCGGCCCGCCCGCCGCCUGGCAGGUGUUCCGGCAGCAGGCGGCGGCGCUGCAGGCCGCCGCCGCCAGCCCCGGACUCGGGCUCAUGGUGUUCGGCUGUGAGGAGAAGGUGCCCGACGGCGGCGGAAGGCGCAGCUACCUCGUCUGCCACCCCAGCGUGUUUUGGCACUGCGACGAACAGAAGAGCCCCGACGAGCGCUGUUCGUAUGAAGUGAUUCGCCAGGGAGCGUCCUGUAAACUGUACUUUGAUCUGGAGUAUGACAAGACUCUGAACCCGGACAGAGACGGCGACGCAAUGGUGGAAACGCUCAUUGAAGUGGUAACAAGUGCCGUAGGAUGCCUGUUUGCGGUGAAAUGUUCAAGACGUGAUAUCAUUGACAUGUGUGCUUCGUCGGAGACGAAAUUUAGCAGACAUUUGAUAUUUUGCUGCAAGGGUCUAGUGUUUUGUGACAAUGUUACGGUGGGUAAUCUAGUCAGAGAUAUCUGUGAUGCUAUCAGAGCCUCCGUGAAUCGUGGUGAAACAAGUGACCUUCAGCGAUUGGGACUUCAGAGAUUCGGCAAAGAUGAACUGAAAUCGCUCAUGGUGAACUCCAAGGAUGGUAGCAGCAUGUUAUGUGACGAGGCUGUGUAUACGAAGAACCGAAACUUUCGGACAUAUAAGUCUUCAAAAUUUGGAAAGCGGCGACCGCUUGUCAAAUCCGCUCAUAACACGUACGCUCCAGAAAGCAGAACCGAUCGGAAAAAUUGUCAUGGCUCCGAUGAAGAAGCAUUCUUCCUGGCGUCUCUGGUAUCGUACAUUGAGAGCGUCGCCGAGCCUCUGCAGUACGGCGCUCCGCCACCGCGAGAAGGCGCCUCGGUCUGCACCGCCAUGUCCGGUAUGAAGAGACUCUACCCGUCGAGGGGAGCUCUGACCGCCUCACCGUACCCUGAUGUAGACGCGUUCGUGCGCGAGCUCGUCUCUCCUGGCGGCAUCCGCUGCUGGAACUACUUCGACACCUCCGAGCUGCUCGUCUACGACAUCGUCGGGUUCCGCUUCUGCCGCAACAUCGGCCGCUGGCACCGCAGCAACAACAUCAUCAUCGUGGUGAGCCUGCGCGACGCCUGCUUCUACCAGAAGUGCCACGACCCGGCGUGUCGCGCGUUCCGCUCAGACAGCCUGCCGCUGCCGCCCGAGCUGCUCGCCUGGCGGGAGCUGGCCGACGACUGGGAGCCCGAUGGCGGCGGCGGCCAGUUCCCCGAGUGUGGUGCCAGUGACGCUGAGAUGCUGUCCGCCGCCGCGCUGGCUGAGCCGGCCACCGAGCUCAGCCCGGUGCCGUCUGCCCAGCGGAGAGGCACAGACGGGGGAGCGGACCCCGAGCUCGGACGGACCGGCGAACUGUCCGACGAUGAGUUCACAUCCGCGCUGGCGGCGGUCGAACCGAGCCAGCCGGACCUGUUUCCGGACUGCGGAGUGGAGGACGGGGAGCUGGCUGCUGGGCCCACCUCAGUGGCACUAUCUCAGCACUGCCGUGACGGGCGCGAGCCCAGACUAUCGCCGGACGAUCCCGCGCCGACCGAUGACGACGCCUUCCCAGACUGCGGCAUGGGAGACAGCGAGAUACUGGCAGAGGUGUCCACGGAGCCCCUGUCGAUCCAAGGCGACGGGCCCGGGGAUGAUCAGUCGACAGAGUCCAUGCCGCUCGAGGGUUUCGAGGACGAAUGGCUGUGGGACGCCGGGUCGGACCCGUUCCCGGACUGCGGGGUGGCAGACUCCCAGCUGCCGCAGGGACCGUGCAGCGGCACUCGGAGUCACUCAGUGCCGACCGGAACACCCGACCGGGAGCGGGAGCGGCUCCGGUCGGACCGCGGGUCCCAGAGGGGUCCGGACUCGUCCGACGCGUUCCCCGACUGCGGCGUCGGCGACUGGGAGCUGCUCGAGGUGGGUGGGCCGGCCGGCGCCGCCGCCAGUCCCCGCCCCGCCGACACCGCCGACACUGGCACCGACGCGCACACGGCUCCCACCCCGGGCACAGACUCUGACCAGCUGUACCACACGGCACAUUCACCCAGCUGCAACUUUGAGGUCUGGGAGUGGGACCAGCUGGCAGAGGCAGAUUUACUCGCGUCUGACUGGGAGUUCACCGAUGAGUAUUAGCUAUCCAGCUCUUCUGCCCGACAAUGGCUGUUGGGCAUCACCUUAAAUAGCGAGCUAGGUAUUCAGAACCAUUCCAUUAUUAGGAUAUCCACAUUGUUUUACCGGUUCCCUUUUAUAUUGCGAAAUUCCGAGAUUCUUAUAGAUCGAAAUUCCGCAUUUCAUGCGUACACAUUGGAUAUAGAUUUCAUAAGCGCUACGGUAUAGAACCAUAUAUUUUUUAGUUAGUUGAUCACUGUUUCCUUGACUCUAUGAUGUCACGUUAUUUUAAUCAUUUUAGUUAUUUAUUAGAUUAUUAUCAGCGUGUUUGGUUAUUUCUUGUAAACGUGAACGAUUAUGUUGUUGUGGUUUGCUGAACUCUAUUGUUCAAUUUCAGUGAUCGUUGUCUUCAACAGAAAUGUCGGGCUUUCAUCGAUAGACAGAAAAUAUAUAUUGCAUACAUCGUCAACA
Molecule: messenger RNA, 3115 nt
Organism: Amphibalanus amphitrite
Lineage: Eukaryota; Metazoa; Arthropoda; Thecostraca; Balanomorpha; Balanidae
Product: DNA-directed primase/polymerase protein-like
Exons: 2
Coding region: 419-2668 (749 amino acids)
Biological process (GO): mitochondrial DNA replication; replication fork processing; response to UV
Cellular component (GO): mitochondrial matrix; nucleus
Molecular function (GO): DNA-directed DNA polymerase activity; chromatin binding
Source: RefSeq, a predicted model, not a curated record